AUGGACUAUUUUGGGGUGGACAAUUCCCACCGACUAGUCCAGAAGAUAGCAUCUCUCUACGCCAACCAACUUCUGAGUGAUAUUACCUUGAUAGUUGAAAGUAAACAUUACUCAGCUCAUCGCCUCAUCCUAUGCGCUUCCAGUGAUGUGUUCCAGGUGAUGUUGAUGGAUCCACGUUGGACUGAAUCGCAUCAGUCAUCUAUUAUCUUGGAAGAAGAUCCAGCCUGUGCUGCUGUAUUCCCUGAAUUUCUCUAUUACCUCUAUUCAGGGCAGGUUGUCCUGCAGCAGAAUUCUGCUCUCCCUCUGCUUGCACUGGCAGACAAGUACAAUGUCAGGGACCUGAGAGAAGUUUGUCUCACCUACAUGACUAAUCACAUAGUCGCAGCUGCAUCCCAUGGCCAGCUUGUUUCCUGGAUCCAAUACGCUUCAUGGUCUGCUCAUCCCAGUUUCUCUGAAGUAUGCCGCAACUUCAUCAAAUGGAACUUCCUGCUCAUUUCUGAAGCAGAUGACUUUGGGAGCAUGGACAAAGACAUGCUAGAAUCAUUUCUCAAGGAUGAUGAACUCAUCAUUCGAAAUGAACUCACCCUUUACCACUGUGUGGUGAGGUGGUUACACCUGCAACGAGGAGGGAGGGAGGAGAGUCUCAAGGACCUGGAUGUGGGACUCAUCAAGAAGGUGAUGAUGUGCAUCCGCUUCCCCAUGAUCAGCCCCAGGCAGUUGGCCGAGAUGCUGCUCUACCCACUUGUCUCUCAGUUCAAGGAGUUCUUUGUUGAACGCCUUGCCGUUGGCAUGGCUUUCCAUUCAGGUCAGCAUGACCGAGUGGAAGAGGUGAAGGCAACGGAAGAGAAUGGAGACACAUUAUUCCGACCUCGCCUGUACACUGAGGAGCGCUGGAGCACUGGGAUCCAGAUUGACGGCCUUGGAAGUCUCCCUUACUAUUACACUCGUACACUGGUCUUUUCCAGUCAAGGAAGCCUGUGUGACUGUGAUGAAGAGUCACAGAUUCAACACGAGUGGACGGUGGACGUCCAUCCAAAGGGAGUCUUGUUCCAACGGUUCCAUCUCAUCGUCUGGCAGGGGACGCUGGAAGUUCCAGAGCACAUCAUUCGUACCAUCCGCCUCUCCAUCACGGGGAAGAACAUUCACAGGGCCAAAGUCAAAGUUGGACUCCUUUUAACGGGAAGUCUAGGAGGUCGGGAACACGUGUGCAAAGUCCUCACCCGCCGUUUCACAUUCAGCGAUGAGGAAAGGGUCCUUCACUUCAAUGACAUCCUCCCGUUCGGUGAACUCUCAUCCUUAUCGAGUCCCUUCCUUGUUGGAUCCCAUCAAGAUUCCUUUGCCUUGCGCAUCGUCAUCACUCCCAUUUCGGAUUCCUGACUUUCUUUCUUCGGUACUCCAUUGUUCUUGGAGUCAGUGCAUUAUGAUCUGUUCUGUGCCCCAAAUUGCGGCCUACCCGGUUACUCAUUUUUGGUCCAAGAGUUUUGUUUCACUUGAAAAAAAGCGUUGUUUCACUUGGAAGGGUUGCCCAUAUUUUCUCUGCACUUGGGAUGUGAUACAAUUCUAGAUAUUUGCAAUUUGGUUCAAAACCACAAUGUAUAUGAGGUAUAUUCACAUUAUUUUCCAUAUUCUGUUUUAUAAACCAGUAGAGAACACAGAUGAGGGGCAGAUGUUUCAUGAAAGCUCUUUGGGAGGUGAUUUUUAUUCUAGGUUUGGCAGUGAUGACCCCUUCUGCUGAUAGCAAUCAGAAUUUUAACAUGGCUUAUCCUUUUUUUUUUUUCAAUUUGCAGGGAUUGGAUCCCCAAGGAACACUAAUCCCUGUUUACAAUGUUUGGUAGAAGAAGGGAAAUUUUUACCAAAAUGCAAAUAGGGCUAUUCUCUGGACCAUGCAAAGAGUAGAUCUGCUUCAUGUUGCUCUGUGAACCUGCUAGGUUGUGUUUUUAAAACAAAAAUUGACAAUGCAGAUGCAAUUGCAAGACAAGUUCCCAGCUAUGGUGGGGCAGUUUUCUUCACUGCAUCACAGAUUUCUCUGUGUCUGUUUUCUUUGUUACAUAAUUCAGGGUUAUGUGCCAUUACGGCUACAUGAUUAUAAGUGAUAUAUCUUGAUUAUGUUCUGCUGUCCCUCUUCCUGAACAAAGAAAGUUUAAGUAUACAUCUUAUCUGGCUUGGGUGAGGAAUAGUUUGUCUUACAACAUACGGUGGAAGAAUGGUGCUGAAUUAUUGAAUACAUGAUCAUAUGGCUUCUUUUUUUUUGUCUAUAUGCAUUUUCGGGGUGAUGAGGAAUUGAGGGAAACGUGCUAUGUAUGUUAUAAGAUUUGAG
This is a messenger RNA of Darwinula stevensoni, 2317 nucleotides long. The record is from the annotation of a GenBank genome assembly. Lineage: Eukaryota; Metazoa; Arthropoda; Ostracoda; Podocopida; Darwinulidae.